UCCAUAUCACACCAGCUGAUGUCCUUCCGAGCGAAGAAUGGCUCCGCCGUAGCUGUUGCGCAUAGUAGUAGCCUUACUGCAGUGGCAACAAGCAAAGGAUCGUUACUUGUAUUUGAUGCGGAGGGACGCUUGGAACGAUUUUGGUCUGGUGGUGAGUCUGAUGGUUCAGCGUCAUGUGUUGCAUUUUCCGAGGGUGGAAAGUACGUAGCAGUUGGCUAUAGCAAAGGUUUUGUGAAGGUAAUCAAUGUGAGGAGUGGAACUGUAGAGGAGAUAAUAAGGGAAGCUGUUCAAAUAGGCCGUGGUGUCCUACAAGUUCUUUAUUUGGACUAUGGCCGCUCUAUCCUUACAUUGGAUAGUGGUGGAUCUGUCUUUGAAAUGCAUACUCGCAGCAGGUUCAGGAUGGGAAAAGCAAGGAUACGGUGCAUAUUUUCUGGCUGUAACGGUGAAGUGCUCCAUAUGAGGUUGUUACCACAUUCAUUACUUGCCUUGCUGACUGUUUCUAAGAUUCUCGUAGUUUCUACAAAGAUGGGCGGAUCUAUCGUGUGCGUUUUUCCUCUCGAGAUAAACUCGCGGUUUCCACCUCUGCUCGAUUAUAUCGAGGAGUUGAGUAGAAUGAUGGAGUAG
Messenger RNA from Strongylus vulgaris, 624 nucleotides. The record is from the annotation of a GenBank genome assembly. NCBI's taxonomy places the organism in Eukaryota, Metazoa, Nematoda, Chromadorea, Rhabditida, Strongylidae.